This is a messenger RNA of Saxophila tyrrhenica, 1245 nucleotides long. RefSeq lists its product as uncharacterized. The transcript has a single exon. The record is from RefSeq and is a predicted model, not a curated record. Bases 1 to 1245 code for a protein of 414 amino acids. Lineage: Eukaryota; Fungi; Ascomycota; Dothideomycetes; Mycosphaerellales; Extremaceae.
AUGGGCAACAACCAAAGCCACCUCUCAGUCUACCGCGGGGCCUACCUCGCCGGCUGGCGCGCAGCAGGUCGAAGAUCCAUGGAGGCCGCCGCCUUCACCGUCAUCCUAUUUGCAGUACAAAUCUGGAGGCGCGGACCACUCAUCUUUCCCUCGCCACGCAAAUCCAUCCCCAAACUUAGCAACGAGGAGAUCUCGCAUCUCCCCUACCCACCUGACGCGUUGCCCGGAGCCCGGGAUGUCUCAACCCCCUACGGCUCCAUCAGGGUCUACGAAUGGGGUCCCGAGGGUGGGCGGAAAGUGCUGUUUAUCCACGGCAUCAGUACGCCUUGCAUCGCGUUCGCAGGCAUGGCGAACCAACUCGUCGAGCAGCGAGGGUGUCGCGUGAUGCUGUUCGAUCUGUUCGGGCGCGGAUAUAGUGAUGCGCCGAACCCCGAGGUGUACAGGCAGGAUCUGGGGCUUUGGACUAGCCAGAUCAUGCUCGUGCUUUCGUCGUCGAAACUCAGCUGGACUGGGGGAGGGGAGAGGUUCUCGCUGGUUGGGUACAGUAUGGGUGGAGGCAUUGCUGGGAGCUUUACUUCCUACUUCCCGGAGCUGGUUGAAAGUCUGGUACUAAUAGCUCCUGGGGGUUUGUUAAGGCCGAGCAGGAUCAGCACGUCAAGCAAGCUAUUAUACAGUGGAUGGUUACCAGGAUGGAUGAUGAACUACUUCGUCGGCCGUCGGUUACGAGGCAGCAGUGGGGGCCAUCCUGCCACAGGCGGCAAGGGAGAGUCUACUGCAAACCCGCCUGAUGCAGCGGAAUCAGAGGUUCCAGGCCACCCAGCCAACGCGAAAGACUCCGACGCAGCAAUGAUACCGGGCAGGCCUGGACUAUCGAUCGCGAAGGCCGUCGCGUGGGAGACCGACGAGCAUGCCGGAUUUUUACCGUCUUUCAUAUCGUCGAUAAAGUAUGCGCCGGUCUCCCGAGAGCAUCAGCGCUGGAAACGGCUGGGGAUGCGGUGUGAGGCGCGAAGAGCGUCUACCGAACCGGAGAAGAUCUCAGGGCUGGAGGAGGGCAAGGUGCUUGUGUUGCUCGGGAAGCAGGACUCGGUCAUUGUGGCAGAUGAGACCGAGAAAGACGCAAAGGAGGCAUUGGGGAAGGAGAAUCUGAAGGUGGUGAGGUUGGAAGGUGGACAUGAUGUUCCCGUUGUGAAUAGCAAGGGGUGUGUGGAGGCUAUGCUUGAGUUCUGGGAUGAUAGUCCAGUGUAA